Jatropha curcas is the source of this 1298-nucleotide messenger RNA. RefSeq lists its product as uncharacterized. Lineage: Eukaryota; Viridiplantae; Streptophyta; Magnoliopsida; Malpighiales; Euphorbiaceae. Gene Ontology annotation, cellular component: signal recognition particle receptor complex. The record is from RefSeq and is a predicted model, not a curated record. Gene Ontology annotation, biological process: protein targeting to ER.
UGAAAAAGAAGGGCCCAUUUCCAUCUUCCUUCAUUAUUGAGUUCUGGAAUCCCCAUUUUCUCUGCGAUAGAACGGAGAACAAACGAAAAAGAAAAGAAAGUCGCGGUGGUAACUAGGGCUUGGACCGGAAACUUGUGGGCUUGCUGAAAUUUCCAAACAGUGAAAUUUGCAGAAUUUUGAAAAUGGAAGGCAUGGAACAGUGGAAAAAUGAAGCUAAGCAAUGGUUGCAACAUGGGAUUGAAUAUGCCAAUCAGAUAGAAUGGUUGCAACAAGGAAUUGAGUAUGCCAAUAAGAUACCUCCUACCCAACUCUAUGUCGCUGCUGCUGUCUUGCUUGUCACCAUCUUUUUCCUCUUGAUGAUUCGCCUGUUCAAACGCACAAAAUCUAAUACCAUUGUGCUCACUGGGCUCAGCGGGGCUGGCAAAACUGUUCUUUUCUAUCAACUUCGAGAUGGUUCUGCACAUCAGGGCACUGUUACAUCAAUGGAACCAAAUGAGGGCACUUUUGUUCUUAGUUCUGAAAGCUCUAAGAGUGGCAAAAUAAAGCCUGUUCAUCUCGUUGAUGUUCCUGGGCAUUCUCGUCUUCGACCCAAACUAGAUGAGUUUUUGCCUCAAGCUGCUGGCAUAGUGUUUGUUGUUGAUGCUUUGGAAUUCUUACCCAAUUUGCGUGGAGUUUCAGAAUAUCUGUAUGAUAUUUUGACCAAGGCAAGUGUCGUCAAAAGGAAAGUUCCGGUUCUUAUCUGUUGUAAUAAGACUGACAAAGUGACAGCACAUACCAAGGAGUUCAUCCGAAAACAAUUGGAGAAAGAAAUUGACAAAUUACGGGCAUCAAGAAGUGGAAUAUCAGAAGCUGAUAUUGCAAACGACUUUACUCUUGGGAUCCCUGGGGAAGCAUUUUCAUUCUCGCAUUGCAAUAACAAAGUUACGGUUGCAGAAUCUUCUGGUUUGACUGGAGAGAUAUCUCAGGUGGAACAGUUCAUUAGAGAACAUGUAAGACCCUAGGCUUAUGUUCUAUGGUGGUGAUCUAUCUGCUUUGGAAGCUGGUUAUUAUUGCCUCAUGAUUGUUGGAAAAACUUGAGGCGCCACAAGGGACCACCUGAACUUGCCAUAGGAAAGUGGCCGAAGUUGAAAGUAAAACGAAGAACAGAGGUGGAGAUAUCCAGUCUUUGCUUGUGGUGUGGUUAGACCGUUAGUUUCACUUAAAACAAUGAUGCGAUGAGAAAUUGUUUUAUUUUUUUGGAUUCAAUUGAUAAUGAACUUGUUUCAUCUUUUCAUAAUCAAGAUAUUGGUCUGCAAUAA